Drosophila gunungcola (fruit fly) is the source of this 5073-nucleotide messenger RNA. Its product is annotated as SUN domain-containing ossification factor. The transcript is spliced from 6 exons. Lineage: Eukaryota; Metazoa; Arthropoda; Insecta; Diptera; Drosophilidae. The coding region runs from base 282 to 4562 and encodes 1426 amino acids. The record is from RefSeq and is a predicted model, not a curated record. Gene Ontology annotation, biological process: protein folding in endoplasmic reticulum. Gene Ontology annotation, cellular component: cytoplasm; membrane.
CCAUCACCAGUUUUUUGUUGUUUUACGUGCGCGUUGACAUUUUCACAGCGCCUUUUAAUUUAUUUAUAUUAUUUAAACUAACUUAUUAUGGAGUUGGAUACGUGUUAGCCAUUAGGUACAUUUCAAUUUCCGAUGAAAUCCUCGACAAAUGCGCUGGUGGGACGAAAUAUACACAUGUAUCUUAGCAAUCAAAGCGAACAUUGUGCCUCGUCGAUUUGCAAAAAAAAAUAAAAUAGCCAAUUAGGCAUUAGCCACGGUUAAGUUAAGCUAAAGCGACUAAAAUGAUGCACAUCCGACUGCAUUUAGUGCGCUUUAUGUACAUAAAUCUAUUGCUGAGCUGCUGUUUCUGGUUGUACGACAAUGUGGCAGCUGCCGAUGCACAAACACCUAGUAACAAAGGAGUGGGAACGGGAACUGGAACUCAAACUACGGAUGCAGCUGGUCAAACCCUCAUCAAUCCGGAAAUACCGGCGACGCCACCAAAACCGGAGCCUCCGCCCCCGCCACUCCACGAAGGAGAAGUAGUACCCACUCCAGACAAAGGUGUACCCACUUAUACCUCCCCGGAGUCGGAGUCCCGGCCAAAAUCCGGGGACACGUCAGUGCCCGUGGAGGUGGAACAGCCCGCGUUAUCAUCCGCACAUCGUGCAAAUAGCCAUAGUGAAUAUUUUAGUGAAUUCGAUUUAGCCGCUGAUGAUGCCGCCUCCUCAUCCACCGCCCAAGUGCCAAAUAAUCAAUUAAAUAAUAAUAAUCGUAAUAGUGCCGGGAAAGUGCAUAGUUUUAGUGAAUCGCAGCAAUUAGAGCAACCAAAUGAGCUCGGGGAGGGGCGGGAGGAGGAGCCACAAUCGCCGGAGCUGCCGCAACAACCAAAAAAGCCGGCGGAAGAAAGUUUUCCAGAGAUUAUUACGGAGCUACCGACUGUCACAGUCACAGAGCUGCCUCUGGAUCGAGUGAAAAACCGCCUGGAUUCGGUUAUCCUGGAUGAUUCCCAGGUUGCUGCAGGUAAUCAUAGUGAUGAGGAUCAACAGCAACAUCAGCAUCCGCAUCCCCAUCAGGGUGAACCUCAGCAGUUGUUUGAGGCUGACAAAGAAAUACCUCAAAAAGAUGAGCAGAUGCCGAAAAUAAACGAUCCCGGAGGAGGUAAUGAAUUGGAAGGGGUAGCCCCACAGGAAGCUACGCCGGCUGUCGAAGGGAAUGAAACCAUCGAUGAGCCAGCAGGAGGAUCGCCAGGAUCACCUGCAUCCAAUGACACAGAGGCUGCGGCAAAUCUGACGAAUGCCAAUGAGGAGGUGCCCAUGCCUGUGUUUUCAGAGUGGGCGCAAAAGCAAAUGGAGGCGGAGGCCAGCCGGGAGCAGGCCAUGGAACUGGAGCAGCAGGUGGUGAACAACUCCGCUCAGCGCAGAAACAACACGGGCUCGUCGACGGGAAAGCCACCAACGCUGAAGCUGCGCUCCAAGAACUACGCCUCCCCGGAUUGCGGGGCCAAGAUCAUCGCACACAACUCGGAAUCCAAACACACGGAGGCCGUGCUCACCCAAUCCAGAGAUGAGUACAUGCUGAGUAUUUGCGAAAAUCGGAUUUGGUUCGUCGUGGAGCUGUGUGAGGCCAUUCAGGCACAGAAGGUGGAUGUGGCCAACUUUGAGCUCUUCAGUUCGUCGCCGAAAAACUUUACGGUGGCCGUUUCGAAGCGAUUCCCCACCCGGGAUUGGAGCAAUGUGGGGCGCUUCGCGGCGGAGGACAAGCGAACCAUUCAGACCUUCGAGCUGCAUCCCCAUUUAUUUGGAAAGUUCGUGCGUGUGGAAAUCACCUCACACUAUGCCAAUGAGCACUUUUGCCCACUUUCGCUGUUCCGAGUGUUCGGCACCUCCGAAUACGAGGCUUUCGAAACGGAAAUCCGGCCAAGCGAUGACCUGGAUGACUUCUACGAUGACUAUGGAGCAGGACAAGAGCAAAAGGCAGCCGUGGGCAGUGGUGGCAACAUCUUUCAGAGCGCCUCCGAUGCCGUCAUGCAGAUGGUCAAGAAGGCAGCCGAGGUGCUGGUGAAGCCCACGAAGGCACUGAAAUGGUCAGCGGAAUCGCUGCUCUGCCAAACGCCCGCAUUUGGAGCCUACAGCUGCAGCAAUUGCAACAGCACCCUGGUGGAGAGGAUUAACAGUCUGCUGUCCUGUCAAUUUCAGCAGCUGCAGGUGCUCCUCAGUCUCACCCGAUUGAGGACAGACCUCCUGCAGAGUCGCGUUUGCCAGGAGGAUUUCGGCAUAAGCUUGAUGGGUUCGGAGUUCUCAAGUAAAAUGGGCAAGGAGCAGAGCUACUUCCUGAGCAUGCUGCCAGCGGAACACAUUGGAGCCAUGUGUAAAGUGAUUCAAGCGGAGCAAAACGUAACCGAUCAACAGCAAACGAAGCCGCCAGCGAUGAAGCACCAUGUCAGCUCAACGGAGAAAUCGCAGGACAACGCCACAGCUACUGGAGUUCGUCAGGACUGUGAGGACAGCGAAGGAAGUUCAACAAAGAAGACCCCUGAGAAGGCACCGCCAACACCCAGCCUAGAGGUUGUGGUGCCCGAAUCCAGCCAAGAAGUGCCUUCAAUGGAAGAUAGGUCGUCGUCGAGCUCCAGCGAAACAGUUUCCACUACAAACUCCACGCCAGCCGAUGUCAAUAUAUUCAAUGAGCCUGCGGAAUCCGAGGAAGUGGUGAUCAAAGUGCAGCUUCCUCCGGAGCCAACUAUGUCAACCACUUUGGAGGCCAGCGAUGUGGAGUCCUCGACCAUCGCUCCAAGCCCCAAUGUGGCGCAAUCCUCCUCCAGCGAAGCUUCGGCGAACGGAGAUCUAGCAAUUGAGGAGGGAAAUCCGGCCAAUUGGGAGAGUAUCGACAACCUGCUGACCACCACGGUGGCUUCAAUAACCGCUGGCGGUGGAGCAGCUGCCGCUGCAGCAGCUGUGGUGAACGGCAAUGGCCAUUUGGGAGUGGCAGGUGCCCCCGGAGCAGGAGGAGCAGCCACGGGAUCCGGUGUGAAUCUCCAGCAGAAGCUGACGAAUGGCGCCCAGUCGGAGAGUGUCUUCAUCAGGCUCUCCAAUCGCAUAAAGGCGCUCGAACGGAACAUGUCGCUGUCGGGACAAUACCUGGAGGAGCUCUCGCGGCGCUACAAGAAGCAGGUGGAGGAGCUGCAGCAGACGCUGACCCAACAGACGCUGACGGUGCGCCAGCUGGAGGACCAGAGCCGGCGGUACGUGGAGCAGGAGCAGCUGUACCAGCAGCAGAGCGCCGAGCUGGCCGGCGAGGUGAGGUCGCUGUCCUACCAGGUGCAGGCCUGCAUCCUGGUCAUCAUCAUUGUGGGCACCUGCAUCUUCCUCAUGCUCGUCCUGGGCACCGUCUACUAUCGCAAGUUGCGCCGCCAGCAGCAGCAGCUGCUGCUGAAGAAGGAUCAGCCGGGCAAUCCACCUGUUGCCAGCAAACCCAAGCUGGAUCGCCGCAAGUCCUACGAGCAGAUGCCCAACCAAACCACACCCAAGCAACGGCGUCCCAGCGAGGAGGCCAUGCUCAUUCUGAAGGAGUGCGGUGACAGUAACGUCCCGGAGCUGGACCCUCCGAACAGGCAGCGCAAGAUUUCCGUUUGCUACGGCAGCAACAAUAAUAUAGCCGCCAAUAUGCUAAACUCGGCCACAAAUGGCGGGGGAAAUGGAGUUCGGAGUUCUCUGCACAGGCGCAAGGCAGCCAAGCACUCCUGGCACAACAGUCUGGACACCACGGAAACGCCAUGCGGCGAACAAACGGACAAGUUCUUCGAUGUGGACACUCUCAAAAGUAUAAAGCAGAGUUCCGGGAAGGCGGCCAAGAAGAAAUCGCAGCAGAAACAGCAACAACUGGCUCUCAAACGUCAGGAAUCCGCGCCGGCCAGCUUUACGGAAGAUCAGCUAGCCGAAGAACCGGCCACGCAGAGCGACUUCGACGAGAGCCUUAUACUGGACGACGAUGAUCUGGCCAACUUUAUACCCACCACCGAUUUGGCCUACAACGAGUUCAUGCCCGAGGGACCCUCGGGCUACCAGAUACUGGACACAGUGGAUGGCAAGACCGGCAAGGAGCCGGGGACCAAGAAAUCGCGUCGCCUGUCCUCGCCGGCGUUCUUCAAGUCGCCAUUUGGCAAGAGCAAAAACAAGGGCUACAGCUUCAACGGCAUCAAGAACAGCCACUCGGUGCACGAGCCCACGUCCUGGGAGUGGUACCGCCUGAAGCGCAGCGAGAAGCAACAGCAGGCCAAGCUGGCCAGCAAGAGCAUGCCCAGCGCCAGCCUGGACAGCUCUUCGCUGUCGGAGGUCAAUUUUCCCCUGAACUCGAACAGCGCCACGCAGAAUUCCUUCCGGAUACUGGGCGAGGCCAUUCUGUCCUCUGGGGAGGGACGCAUCACCCCGAAUGGGAAUGGGAAUGGCAGUGGCAAUGCAACGCCUGGCGGUGGUCUGGCCAGUAGCAGCAGCGGCAGUGGCAGUGGUGGCAGCACCACCUCAUCCACCACCAAGAAGAAACAGCGCGCCCUUAACAACCUAUUUCGCAAGGCCUUUGACUUUUAGUUUCAACCCACCCAGUGUUUCGAUUUACCUAGUUAACAUUUUUACACCAGCGCGUAUAUUGUAGUUAUUCUUAUCGAUUCGGAUAGACCCAUAGCCAUUCGAUAAAUUGUUUGUACAAAACGAAUUGUUAUUCUUUGAGGAUUUUAAGAGGCCCGAGACGAGAAGCGAAGAAAAAGUGAGAGUUCCUUUUGUGUUGCAGUGAAAUGCAUAUGACUGUUAAGCGAAAAACAACAAAUUUAAGUAUAGUACUUAUAUAUUUUGUAGUAGUGCUUGUGUGCUUGCUUGCGUAGUUUAAACCAGCCUAGGUUAAUUGUGUACGUAUAUUCCAAGCCUCGUCAUUCUUGCUAUAUUCGCCCCCAAACCCACGAUUAUGUACUUUAAGUGAUGAACGAAACAUUUGCAAGUUAUUGCCACACACAUUUAGUUUGUUAUUCUUAGCAAUUUCUACAUACAAUUAGUUAAUAGUUUAGUCUUUAUUUAUAACUAAAUACAAUUAACAUUUAUUUAAAAA